This is a messenger RNA of Pollicipes pollicipes, 1150 nucleotides long. Its product is annotated as smoothelin-like protein 1. The transcript is spliced from 3 exons. The record is from RefSeq and is a predicted model, not a curated record. The coding region runs from base 35 to 1150 and encodes 371 amino acids. Lineage: Eukaryota; Metazoa; Arthropoda; Thecostraca; Pollicipedomorpha; Pollicipedidae.
ACGUGGGGGUGCGCACCAUAUAUAAUUUCAAGCCAUGUCAGACUCUGAGGAUUCAGAAAGCUUUUUGAGUGCUGAUGAAGGAGAUGCUGGUAAUGUGUCAAGUGACAUAACACUCUCCAGUGACUCAGAACCUGAAGAGAAGGAGAAGGCUGUCACUGGAGGGGCUGGUCAUGAAUCAAGUGACAUUACUCUAUCUAGUGAUGAAGAUGAAAGCCCAGUACAGUCAGCUAAGGGGACAACACAAGAUAAAAAGGUUGGUAGAGCUGGAAGCAAUGAGGAAACAAAAACAAAGACAAAACUUGUGGCCAGCAGGCAUGAGAAGGAACAGUUAUCAUCUGGUAUUGGAAAGCAUGCCGAAGAAGACUCAAGCUCAAAAGUUCAAUCAGGCGAAGCUGCUAAAACAUUUGAGGUGUCCUGCAUGUCACACACCCUGUCAAAGGUGACCAAUGUUGAAACUGAAAAGCAAACUGUGGAAAAGGCCACUGGAUCAUUAGUCCAAAUGCAUGGUACCAAUGAUGUGCCCAAGUGCACUGAAACUGCUGCCCUGAUGACCAGUACUGCAUGCAUUGCCUCCUCAGCCCCACCUGAUGGGUAUAACACCUCUCCCAAAGACCCUGAUGGGACAUGCAAGGCUGCUCUGCCUGCUCAGGAGCAGGCUGAUGCUGAGGGCUGGGGAGAUCUGGGUGAGACCACAUUACCUGGUGAAGAGAAGGCUGAGCCUGAGGGAUGGGGAGAUCCGGGUGAGGCCACGUCACCUUGUGAAGAGAUCGCUGAUUCUGAGGGCUGGGGAGAUCUGGGUGAGACCACGUCACCUGGUGAAGAGAUACCUGAGCCGAAGGGCGGGAGAGGCCGCGGUGAUCCGCUAGUUGGGGCGUCGCCGGAGCCUGAGGCGCCGCGGGAGCAGGACGACUGGGGCUGGACGGACGAUCGGACGUCGCCCGGUCCCACCCAGGACGUGACCGUCCCGGUAUCCAAAGCCAAGGCCUCAGCGGGGUCCGCGCCGUCGUCAGCGCACGUGUCCGUGACCUCAGAUGAGCUUGUUACCGACGCGCCAGACAAUACUGCGGCAGAGGACCGGCCGACAGACGCGGCGGCCGAGGCGAGGCCAGAGAAGGCGGCGGCGGCGGACGCCCCGGAGCGGAGGCCUUAG